Molecule: messenger RNA, 231 nt
Organism: Schistosoma margrebowiei
Lineage: Eukaryota; Metazoa; Platyhelminthes; Trematoda; Strigeidida; Schistosomatidae
Source: the annotation of a GenBank genome assembly
AUGAAUGAUGAUGUCGUUGUUGUUGGUGUUGAUGGUGGUCGUAUUGGUUGUGGUGUUCGUGGUGGUGGUGGUGGUGGUGUUCGUGGUGUUAGUGUGUGUGUUGCUAUUGUUGUUAUGAAUGAUGAUGUCGUUGUUGUUGGUGUUGAUGGUGGUCGUAUUGGUUGUGGUGUUCGUGGUGGUGGUGGUGGUGGUGGUGUUCGUGGUGUUAGUGGUGUGAAAGUGGUAUUGUAG